This is a messenger RNA of Notodromas monacha, 814 nucleotides long. The record is from the annotation of a GenBank genome assembly. Lineage: Eukaryota; Metazoa; Arthropoda; Ostracoda; Podocopida; Cyprididae.
GCAUGAAAAAAAAAAAUCAGUGAAAGUAUGCACAAUAAGUGCUGAAAAAAUAUGUACACAUAAGACUUCAAACAUGUUUUAAUCUCUUGUCAGCGCAGAUCCAAACCCUAAAUAAUAAAAAACGGGGGAAGGGGCGGGGGUCGGUUGGAGUGUCCUGCUCAGCAUUUAUGGACCCGUCAGCUGGUCAUAGUACCACCAGCACCAGCAGCAGCACCAGCACCAGCAACAACACCAUCAGCAGGGCCACCAGCAGGCAAUGACGACCAGCCAGGAACUGAUUGCUGUCCAGUCUGUCAUUGCUGGGGACUUGCCGGUCAUUGAUGACGUCAUGGCCACCACGUCCAGUCGCGAAAAUGUCGAGUCCCUCGAGUUUGACGACUUCAAGUUGUACGAGGACCCAGAAUUCCCUGCCACGCCCGGAUCGGUGUUCAGAGAAGGCACUAUUCCCAGUAACGUCAAUGUCGAGUGGAAACGACCUUGCGAAAUUGUGGAGCAGCCAUACAUGUAUGGAGACAACUUUGAGCAAAGUGAUAUCAUGCCAGGAAAUUUGGCAGACUGCUGGUUUCUCAGCACUUGUGCAGCUGUUGCUAGGGAGCCUCAGCUGAUCCACAGGAUCGUCCCUCCGAAUCAGCUGCUCUACGGAGAACAGUACUCAGGGAUAGUUUUUGCACGAUUUUGGCGCAUGGGACAAUGGGUCACUGUGUACUUUGACGACCGACUUCCGGUGUCAGCUGACGGCAAACUUUUGUUUGCCCGCAGUUCUGACAAGAACGAGUUCUGGAUUUCGCUCCUGGAAAAGGCUUAUGCCAAGUAA